This is a messenger RNA of Erinaceus europaeus (western European hedgehog), 6151 nucleotides long. It is a transcript of the gene ADPRHL1, whose product is annotated as ADP-ribosylhydrolase like 1. Bases 9 to 4895 code for a protein of 1628 amino acids. The record is from RefSeq and is a predicted model, not a curated record. NCBI's taxonomy places the organism in Eukaryota, Metazoa, Chordata, Mammalia, Eulipotyphla, Erinaceidae. The transcript is spliced from 9 exons.
CAGGUGGCAUGGAGGCCUUCCAGGCGGCCAUGGUGCUGGGGGCCGUGGGGGACGCGCUGGGAUAUGGGCACAGCCGCGAAGGGUGGACCUGUCCUGAGGAGCCCCCGGGGGGCCUGGACGCCUGGGUCCCUGCUCCCUGCGCCGUGAGCCACAACACCGUGAUGCACAUGGCCACAGCCUCGGCACUCACCACAGAGUACAGCUGUCUGGCUGACCUGUACCGGGAGAUGGUGCAACGCUACGUGCACAUCCUGCAGGAGCCCCUGGAGAUCCCCGCCGACCCAAGCUCCCAGGAAGGCCCCACGCCAAGGUCCGACGGCUACCUCCUGGCCUGGCACACGCCGUCCAAUGAGAAGGGCUCGGGCUUUGGUGCGGCCACCAAGGCCAUGUGUGUUGGCAUGCGUUACUGGACGCCUGGGCAGCUGGCCACACUGGUGGAAGUGAGCUUGGAGUGUGGACGCAUGACCCACAGCCACCCCACAGGCUUCCUGGGGUCUCUGUGCACGGCCUUGUUUGCCUCGUACGCACUGCAGGGGAAGCCGCUGGAGCUCUGGGGCCGAGACAUGCUGGGGACACUGCCGCUGGCCGAGGACCACUGCAGGAGGACACUCCCAAACCUGGAGGAGUCUCGGGAGCACUGGUUCUACUUUGAAGCCAAGUGGCAGUUCUACCUGGAAGAGCGAGGAGUCGGCAGGGACACGGGGAGCAGAGCCACAUUCCCCGCCAGCUACAAUGCCCAGGACAGGGAUAAGACAUACAGGAAGUGGAGCUCGGAGGGCCGAGGGGGCCAGGGGGGCCAUGAUGCUCCCAUGAUCGCCUAUGACGCCCUCCUGGGCGCUGGGGACAGCUGGACAGAGCUCUGCCGCCGAGCCAUGUUUCACAGAGGUGAGAGCGGGGCCACAGGUUGCAUCGCGGGCUGCCUGUUUGGGCUCCUGCACGGCCAGGCCACUGUCCCCGCCGGCCUGUGCGGAGCGCUGGAGCAGCGGGCAGAGCUGGAACGGCUGGGGGCAGCCCUGCACCGCCUGUCCACACAGAGAGGGCACACAGAGGGCCCUGCACCACCUCUCCACAGCCCCCCAGCUGGCCAGACGGGCAGCGCCGGGAGACGCACGGACACCCAGACCCUGGCACGACAGCUGGACCGGGCGGCCUGGGCCCCUGCCCCCCACGCUGUGCUCAGUGGCCUGUUUCUCUACAUGACUGGCCUGGAGGCCGGGCCACGGGGGUCCCAGGACAGGGCCAGGCGAAUGCCCCCCACCCCAGGACCCCCCGACGCCCGCAGGCCCACCCGCUUCCAGCUGCUGCAAGCCAAGUUCUUGGGCCCUGGUCGGGAGCCCCCCCUCAAGAGGACGCGGGAGGUGGGACGUCUCAUCAGCCGGGACCGUGGGCGGGUGACAGCACCCCCCCACAGGCCACUGGACGGAGGUCCGGGGGGCAGGGAGCCCGCCCGCGGGGACCGGCCAGCCAGGGGCACUGUCAGGGACAUGGUGCGCUUAUUCCUGGCCGCUGGGCAGCGGGAGGGGGCUGCCGGGGGACCGGGGGCCCUGGGGGCUCGGGUGGGGGGCCCGGGGACUCGGGCGGGGGGCCCAGGGGGGCGGCGGGUAGUGGCCAGGCUGCGGGAGAAGUUUGAGCAGAGCGGGCUGGUCGCAGAGGCCAGUGUGACCCCACCAAGGAGGCCGGGGCCCAGCCAGCCACCCAUGGCUGCCCCUCACCCCCGGACACCCCCAGGCCCCCUCCCUGUCUGCCAGCCCCCACCCGCCCGUGGGCACCCCCUAGGCCUGAAGCCAGUGCCCCCAUCAAGCCCUUCACUGGCUGCUGUGUCCCCGGCCCCCGCAAGCAAGGCCCCCCCAGAAGCUGCCGUUCCCACCAGGGGGGCCCUGCGCACCCCAGAGCCCAUGCCACCAGUCAGCCCUGAGGACACCAUGGACUCCCAGGCAGGGGUCACACCCAGUGACUCCCAGGGGGUCCAGGGGGCAGAGGAGGAUCCUGAGGUCAUCCGGGGGUCAGGGGAGGGACUUCAGACCAUCAGGGAAGCAGGAAAUGGCCCUGUGGCCACCUGGGGGGCAUGGGAGAGUUUUCAGGUCACCCAGAGGGGAGGGGAGGGCCCUGGGGUCACCCAGGGGGGCUGCAGGUAUGAAGAGGACAUGCUGGGGGCCCCCACCACCCGGCGAGGCCCCUGCUUUGCACCCCAGAGGAGUCUCUCAGAGCAGAAGGCCUUGGAGCUGCCGCCCUGCAACCUCCCACCACCAGCCCAGGCCACCUGGGCCGUGCAGCCAGCCAUGGACCCCCCGCAGGUCAUCACCAGGUUCCCCGUGGUCCACGAAAUGCCAGUACACCCUGCCAGGCAGCACCCCAGCACGCACAGUGAGGACAAGCACCCGUGGGUGCUCAGAGCAGAGUCUGCUCCAGCCAUACCACCCAUCCCAGAGAAGGGGAGGGCCGCAGCCUUGGUGGGGGGCCACACACCUGCCGGGGCACCUGCAGGUCCCAACGUAACUUCCAGGAUGUCUUUGAGCCCCAGUACACCUGCUGGGGAUUCUGUAAGACCCAGCACACCUGUUGUGCCAUCCAUGGCCAACAGAACACCUGCAGCUUCCAGAGCACCUAUGGCACCCAGCACACCAGACGGGGCACCUGCAGCUCCCAGAGCACCUAACGGGGCACCUGUGGCACCCAGCACACCUGACAGGGCACCUGCAGCUCCCAGAGCACCUGACAGGGCACCUAUGGCUGCCAGCGCACCUGACAGGGCACCUAUGGCUGCCAGCGCACCUGACGGGGCACCUGCGGCUCCCAGAGCACCUGACGUGGCACCUGCGGCUCCCAGAGCACCUGACAGGGCACCUAUGGCACCCAGCACACCUGACGGGGCACCUGCGGCUCCCAGCGCACCUGACGGGGCACCUGCGGCUGCCAGCGCACCUGACGGGGCACCUGCGGCUGCCAGCGCACCUGACGGGGCACCUGCGGCUGCCAGCGCACCUGACGGGGCACCUGCGGCUCCCAGAGCACCUGACGGGGCACCUGCGGCUCCCAGCGCACCUGACGGGGCACCUGCGGCUGCCAGCGCACCUGACGGGGCACCUGCGGCUGCCAGUGCACCUGACGGGGCACCUGCGGCUCCCAGAGCACCUGACGGGGCACCUGAGGCUCCCAGAGCACCUGAUGGGGCACCUGUGGCUCCCAGCACACCUGACGGGGCACCUGUGCCCCCCAGAACAUUUGACAGGACACCUAUGGUCUCCAGCACACCUGAUGGGACACCUGAGGCCCCCAGCACACCUGACAGGGCACCACCUGCAGCCCCCAGCACACCUGAUUGGGCACCUGCAGCCCCCAGCACACCAGACAGCGCACCUGCGGCCCCCAGCACACCUGACAGGGCACCUGUGGCCCCCAGCACACCUGAUUGGGCACCUGCAGCUCCCAGCACACCUGAUGGGGCACCUGUGGCUCUCAGAAUACCUGCAAAGCUACCUGUGGCCUCCAACACACCUGCAAGGGCACCAGUGGCCCCCCUCACAGCUGCUGAGGAAAUUGAGGGGUUCAGCACACCUGCUAGGAUGCCCUUGGGCCCUAGCACACCAGUCAGGGCACCUGUGGGGCCCAGCACACCUGUAGGGGCACCCUCAGAGCCCAGUGUACCUGACAGAGAACCUGUGGAUAUCAGAACACCUUCCAGGGAAGCUGAGGGAUUCAGCACACCUACCAGGGCACCUGUGGGGGCCAAACUCUCAUCUCUGCCUGGCUUGUGGGCAGACCCAAGCAUCCAUCUGUGGCCAGGGCCUCCUCUCGCCAGUGGGGAUGUCCCGGUCAUGCAGGGUGAUUGUGCUGGAGGGACAGCAAGCCCACAUGGCCGGGGCCCCCAGGACACACUAAGGGGAGGGAAGGACCCCCUAGAAGGUGACCUGGAGCUUGAGGCCAGGAGGCCGUGGAGAGGAGCCUGGGGAGCCCCGAGCAUGGAAGGUGUCUGGCCCCGGGAGCCCCUGACAUCUGAAGGCCGUCGGCGAGGAUCCCCCGAUGGCACCUCCAGUGAGCAGACGUGGUCCCCCGGUGGGGACAGCGCUUCUGGGGUCACCAGCCUGAGGGGGGCACUAGCCAGGCAAGGCUCAAGCUCAGACAGUGGGGCCUCCCUGGACAAACAGACCCCAUGGGGACCAAAAGGAGGGGUGUCCCUCCCCACAGGCCUCCAUGCUGGUGGGCAGGACCUCAGCAAAUGCAGGCCUGCCUCCAGGGAGCACCCCGGGCCAGGCAACAGGGCCCCCAGGCAGGGCCUGGCUGUGGUAGAUAACCUCACAGUGACGUCCCCAGGCAGCACCCAGAAACUAUCAAACAGAGGGACAGGUGAGAGGGACAGGCAGGACAAGGCGCUGGACUUGUCACCACGUCAGCACCAGGAGAGAGGGCCCCCCCUUCCUGAGCCUGGCCACCGGCCCCCCGCCCCCCGGGAGCCCUCACAGCCUGGCCGAGAGCCGCGUCCAGCCCCCAGGCCCCAGCCCCUGACCACACCCACGAAGGCCAGCACCGGAACUCAGGGUUCACGAUGUGACCCUCAGGGACCCGGGCUGGCAGCGAGUAGGCCUGGGGGCCCUGCUGGAUGGACAGAAGCUGUGACCCAGCCAGGAGCCCCCUGUGGGGGUGACAUGAGACCCCCCACCCCACCCCAGGGUGGCCCCCUGCCCCAAGGAAGCUGUGCUGGGGAGACCCUGAGCCUCAGUCUGGAGAAGCCGCUGCCACCCUCCACCCUGCAGCCGGCCCAGCUCAAGAAGGCCACCGUGUCCCUAAAGCCACGUCCCCUGGGAGGCACUGAAGUGCCUCACCAGCCUCCCCCGGGGACCUUGUUGGCAGCAGAGGGGCAGAAGGGGGACAGGGUGUCCCCAGAGCCCUCUCCAUGAGAGCCUGCUGCUCAUGCCCUCCUCACGGGCCAGCAUCCCCAAGGAAGAUGGGGUCAGAGAGAAGCUGCAGCCUGGGCCAGGCCCCGGGGCCCAGGGCAGAGGGCAGGGGCAGGGGCAGGGCUGGGGCAGGCCCUGGAGGAAGGGGGCAGACCCUCAGUGUCACACUGCCAACUUGAAUACCACCCGGCCCCCCGAAGAUGGGGCAGCCCGACCUCAGAGUCAGAGCCAGCACUGCAGGGGCGAUCUGAAGCAGUGGCCUCCAGGGUGGGGGGAGAGGGGCCUGGAGGGGCCCACCCCGCAACUCGGGGGCCCGGUGGAGGGCCCUGCACUCAGAGACAGCCCGGGGGGCCUGACCCAGGCAGGCAGAGUGACACCCCCUCACAGGGCACAACCCACGGGCGGCUCUGUGGUGACAGCGGCUGUGUCCACAGAGGGUGACGGCCUCAGAGAGCACAGGAUGCCGGACCUGGGGGGUGGUCGGGGGGCACUGGGAGGAGCCCCGGGCCUAGCGACCUCUGUCCCCAAGCCAGCCCCCGGCUCCACGGUGCCCACACCUGAGUCUGGUGGCCAGACCUCCUGUGUCCCCUCCCAGGAGGGACCUCCCAGUGUCCCCAGCGCCAGGACCAAUGCUUGGGAGUAUAGACACCAUAGAAGGCCAGCCCCCCCAGAAAAGUACAAAGCCCAGAGCUUCAGAGACCAGAGGGCCUUCGAGCUGUCCUUCAGACACACCGUCGUCAGAGGCCCCGACACAUCCCAGCCUCCCCAGUGACACCACGUCCCAGCCACGUCCCACCAUGGCAUUCUGGGGUUCCCGUCCCAGCCACGUCCCACCACGGCAUUCUGGGGUUCCCUGUCCACAGGAGCACCUCUGAAGGGUCAUCAGAGACAAGAGGGGGUCUUCCCAGGGUCACGGGAGGAUUGGAGUAGUGGGAGGUAGCUGGUGACUAAGCAGUGCAUCCCACUGACCCAGGACAGGACGGUGGAACUCUGCUGCUGGUGUGGCGCAGAGCGGAGGCCUGGCCUCGCUACACUGUGACACUUGGUGGCACAGCUGAUGCAUCGCCAGGAAGGGCUGAUAACUGCGGACACACCGCCAUGGUACACCGGGACACUGCACGCGCGGCACAUUUGCAGCGUGUAAUGAGACAUUGUGGUUCGUAGCAGAGACGUUGUUGACAUACACUAGAUGCCUGGUGGUGUGUGAUGGGUACAUUGUGAAACAUGGUUGCUGUUGUGAUUAAAAAAUAAGGACUUUG